Molecule: messenger RNA, 1487 nt
Organism: Triticum aestivum (bread wheat)
Lineage: Eukaryota; Viridiplantae; Streptophyta; Magnoliopsida; Poales; Poaceae
Product: GDSL esterase/lipase At3g09930
Exons: 5
Coding region: 112-1221 (369 amino acids)
Molecular function (GO): hydrolase activity, acting on ester bonds
Source: RefSeq, a predicted model, not a curated record
ACCCGCCUUCCAUAGCUAUACGUUCCUUUCACACGCACGGGCACGCCACCUCGCCUCCUCCGCCGCUAGCGAUCGUCUGCUUCCUCGCCGGCGGGGACAAGCAACGCAACCAUGAAGCUUGGUCCGGCCGUUGUGUGCCUUCUCCUCGUCGUGCUUCUCUUCGAUGCCGCUCGCGUGGAGGCUCGAGGCACGCCGUCCGCCAAGGAGUCAUCAAAGAACCAGUGGACCAGCAUGUUCGUCUUCGGCGACGACUUUGCCGACAACGGCAACCUCCCCAAGCUGCCGGGUGGUCAGCCCCAGUCUGAUCUCUCCCGUCAGUGGAGCUACCCCUACGGCUCUUAUAUCAACUCUCGUGGCUCCGCGGCUGCCGUUCCAACCGGACGCUUCUCCAACAACCGGAUUCAGUCAGACUUUAUCGCAAGGAUCUUGGGCUUCAAUGCAGCCCCUCCGGCAUACAUGCACACACUAGAUCAGUCUUGUGAUCCAACCGGCAUGACUUUCGCUUCCGGUGGCGCCGGCGUGUUCCAGAAGAAGGUGCCAACUCUUGCCGCACAGGUUAAGUCUUUCACGAGGCUCAUCAACAGCGGAAUCAUCUCAAAAGACCAGCUUCGCCACUCCGUCGCGCUUGUCGCCAUCUCCGGCAACGAUUACAUGAGCGGCGCCGACGUCAAGAACUCCUUCUUGAGUAGCUUCGACGACAUCGACACUUACAUUGGGAACGUGACGACAGAGAUUGUGAAGAACGUGGUGCAGCUACAAAAGCUUGGUGUGAAAAAGGUGCUAGUCAACAACAUGCAUCCCAUUGGUUGCACGCCUAUGAGGACUAGUACGAACAACUACACUACAUGUGACCUUCUCGCCAACUACGCCGCGUCCGUGCAUAACAAAAAUCUAAAGCAGUUGAUGGGCAAAAAGAAUAACGCCUACAUGCUGGACCUCUACACCGCCUUCACCGACAUCAUCAAUCAUGCCCCAGGUGAAGGGUCGGAUCAGUCCAACAUGUUCAACAACAACCUGGCCCCAUGUUGCGAGGGUUUCUAUGAUACAGGGUUCUGUGGACAGCAGGAUGAUACAGGGGAGCCCCUCUACGAAUUAUGCGAAAAUCCCAACCAGCUCUUCUACUGGGACGAGGUGCAUCCGACACAUGCUGGGUGGAAAGCCGUGAUGAAGGCGCUAGAACAACCUUUGAAGGAGUUCCUAGAUCGGGCCUAUGUUCCAUGAUGCCUUGUAGUUUGAAGACAUUCUAGAUUGAUUGCUAGCUAGUUGGUGCAAUUUCUUAUAGGUUAGCUCUACACAUAGUAUGCGUAUUUGGGAAGAAGCUUGCGAGUUUUUCUUUCACUGCCUAACUUUUAGUUUAGUACUAGUACUGUUUAUAUAUGAAACAUGAACCGGCUAAUGAUUUAUUCCUGUUAGAAAAUUGGUCGUGUAUGUACUUGAGCUCGUGGAUAAUUACAUGAAAUGAGAAGAACGGAACAGCACUACUUGGA